AUGGACUGGAUCCGCGGCGACUCAAUUGGUUACGGCAGCUCCUCGACGGUGGAUUUAGCAAUUUUCCGGGGGACCCACUUCGCCCCGCCGUCGGUAAUGGCGGUGAAGUCCUGCGCCGCCGGUGACUCUGAUUUACUCAAGAACGAGAAGCUAAUCCUCGACCAAAUCGGGAAAUCUCCCCACAUCGUCCGCUGCUUAGGCGAAGAUUGCAGCUUCGAGAAGGGGCAGAGCCUCCAAAAUUUGUUCCUCGAGUACGCCUCCGGCGGCAGCCUGGCCGAUCACGUCAAGAAAUCCGGCGGGAGAUUGCCGGAAUCGACGGUCAGAAGCUACACGAGAUCGAUUCUCAAGGGUUUGGAUCAAAUCCACGGGAAGGGAUUUGUUCACUGCGAUGUAAAGCUCCAGAAUUUGUUGGUUUUCGGGGAUGGGGAAGUUAAGAUUGCGGAUUUCGGACUGGCGAAAAAAACAGGGGAGGCGGAAGAAAAACAGGGGAGGAGGGAGAAGAAAGUGGAGAUUCGUGGGACUCCUCUGUUCAUGGCGCCGGAAUCGGUCAACGAGAACGCCUACGAGCCGCCGUGCGAUAUCUGGGCUCUGGGAUGCGCCGUCGCCGAGAUGCUGACGGGGAAGCCGGCGUGGAAUUACAAGCCCGGGACGAACAUCUUCUCGUUCUUGAUGCGAAUCGGGGCCGGCGACGAGUCGCCGGCGGUCCCGGAGGAAUCGUCGGCGGAAUUGAAGGAUUUCCUGUCCAAUUGCUUCGUGAAGGAUCCGGCGGCGAGAUGGACCGCCGCGAUGCUUCUUGAACAUCCGUUCCUUAGCGCCGACGAAAUUGGAAACGACGCCGUUUGCUGUUCGGGAGAGGAAUUUCCAUCGGUGUCCCCGCGGUGCCCGUUCGAUUUCCCCGAGUGGGUGUCGCCGUCGGUCCAAUCGUCACCGGCCCGAUCGGAAUUCGAAUCGAACCCAUUCGAUUCGUUCUCGAGCUGCUCGACCGCCUUGCCGGCGGAAAGAAUCCGGCAGCUGGCCGGCGGCGAGCAGCAGGAGAUGUUGAGUUGGGGGGAUUCAGAGAGCUGGCUGGUAGUGAGGUGA
Linum tenue is the source of this 1080-nucleotide messenger RNA. The record is from the annotation of a GenBank genome assembly. NCBI's taxonomy places the organism in Eukaryota, Viridiplantae, Streptophyta, Magnoliopsida, Malpighiales, Linaceae.